UUUUGUUAAAAAUCAUAAAAUAGGUAUAAUAAAUUCGUUCAUUAGUAUGCCAUCAAAACGUUUUUAAUAGUAGAAGUGUUAUUUUAAUCGUGAAGUUUAACUGUUUUAAGAAUUAUUUGUAAUGUACCUAUAAAAACAAAAUAAUUACUUAAUUAGUGUUUACUAAAAUUUACAAUAUUUUAACCAAAAGCAGAGAAUUUAAUAAGUUCAUGAAAUUUUUUAUAAAGAAAUCCAAAAGAUACAUGUACUUACCUACCAAUAAGCAAUUAUCAUUUACCUGGACGUUGAGCGCAAAAAAUUCGGUUUAUUUUUUGCAAUUGGAAAAUCCUCAGAUUGUGAUUUGAAUAAAAAAUGUUGACAAUUCUCAGAGCUCUAAUACUAUUUUUUCAUUUAAAACCUGAAAAAUUAUUAAAUGAUGGAAUCAUGCUCUGACAACUCAGAUCAGAUUCAACUGCUGAAAACAUGAAGAAAUCUUGUUAUCAUAAAGCUUUACAAGAGAUGACUAAAAUAAAAUUAAACUAUAUACAACUAUAAACUAAAUAUAAAAUUUUAAUUUAAUUAUUCAUUUGUAAAAGAAAGUUAAAUAUGGCACCAAUGCCAGUUAAUAAAAGCCCUCCAUCAAAAGCACCAACAUUCCUAUUUUCCGUUGCUGAUUCAGAUGAUUCCAGCCCAUCACUUUCAAGCCCACCUAGUACAGAUGCUCCAAAAUCACAAUGCUCGUCGUUGUCAGAAGGUGAGCCUUUCGAAGGAUUUGGAGAAAAUGAAGUAGGUGGCAGUGGACGUGGGGGCGGUGUUUGUGUACAGCCAAACAAUAGUAAUACUGAAAAUAUAAGUUCAAGUGGAAACAGUGUGCACGUUGAUCAUCGAAGAAAUGACAGUAUUAAUAAUAACGGUGGUGUAGAACUGGAAUUAGCACCACAUGGUAACUCAACUCCAAGCGGAGAAGAGGAGAGAGCACUAAUAUCAAGGCAUAGUUGGGCCCGAACAAGUUUGCGCAGAACUCCUACAAGCAAUCCCGAUAAUAUACCAAAUCGUCGUUGGGGAUCAAUGAGACAUUCGCUGUUUUUCAUACACUCGUUUGUUUACAAUAUUUUAUUUCGUUUUUGCCUACACAACUCUUAUUACCAUCUAUUACUUAAUAAAAAUAUUUUAAAAAUAGUGGAAGGGCAAGCAAAUGAGAGCUAACGGCUUGGAACGCAUUGCACUGGUAAAAAAAUACAUAUACUUUGAUAGAUGCU
Molecule: messenger RNA, 1238 nt
Organism: Condylostylus longicornis
Lineage: Eukaryota; Metazoa; Arthropoda; Insecta; Diptera; Dolichopodidae
Exons: 8
Coding region: 586-1185 (199 amino acids)
Source: RefSeq, a predicted model, not a curated record